UGUCGCGGAAUGACAAGUGUUUUCACUGGAAUCGCAGUAAUCUUGUGGCUGUGGCUUCAAGUCCCUGGUUCUUCAUCCCAAUUAUUAGAGGAGAACUGCGGGACAGUGUCUACAAUUCAGCCGAAAAUCAUUGGUGGUAAGCCAGCGGGAUUAGGAUUACAUCCUUGGAUGGCCUUUCUGCAUACGCCGAUUUACUUUAGAUGCGCCGGAUCUCUUAUCAAUCACUGGUUUGUCUUGACGGCGGCCCAUUGCUUCGAUGAGGGGGUGGACUACAUUGUUCGCUUGGGUGAAUACCAUAGGGAUUCAGAUGAAGACUUCGAAGAGUACGGGGUAGAUAGAGGUUUCAGGCACAUGCACUACAAUAACAAAAUAUAUACCCACGACAUCGGAUUGCUGAGGCUCAAAAGGAGGGUGGAGUACUUACCCCAUAUCAAACCCAUCUGCAUUUUAGAAAACAGUAAUAUGAAGUGGCUGACGGUGGAGGCCACCUGGUUCACAGCCACCGGCUGGGGCCGAACCACUCCGGGUCCCGAUUCCAUGGGGAGUCGCGUUCUUCAAGAAGUGAAAAUAAAUCGCAGGAAUCAAACUGAGUGCGCCUGGGUGUUUGUCCAACGGUUGACUCCCCAACAGAUCUGCGUGGGCACCGAAGACCGUAACCUCUGCCAAGGGGACUCCGGUGGUCCGCAGGGGAGGAUGGUAAGGAUGCAUGAUGGCGACGAGUAUCGCUACGUCCAGAUGGGCAUUUCCAGCUAUUCGGAUUCUGGGUGCACGGUCAGCAUUAUCACGGACGUCGUGAGCUACGGCGAAUGGAUCAAAAGGAUAGUGGAUUGGAAUACCCCCAGGGACGAUAGAAGAACAACAUAUUCUUUAGAUUCCGAUUCAAGGCUUUAUUAAUAUAUGGUAGUGAGAACAGCCAAGAGCAGGAAAUGAACUUUACUGUUUCUUGGAACUUUUAAUGACCUGUUAACGACUCUGAAUACAUAUAAAAACUUAUGAUUGAUUUAACUUAAACUCGGGUGAAUAAAUAUAAAUUAUA
Molecule: messenger RNA, 1036 nt
Organism: Drosophila suzukii
Lineage: Eukaryota; Metazoa; Arthropoda; Insecta; Diptera; Drosophilidae
Product: chymotrypsin-like protease CTRL-1
Biological process (GO): proteolysis
Molecular function (GO): serine-type endopeptidase activity
Source: RefSeq, a predicted model, not a curated record